UAGCCCCUUUUUGCUUUCGAAUGGGUGGACCCGGAAGGAGGGUACUCAGGACAACUGACCUAGACAAGACUGCCACAAGGGUUCAAAAAUGCUCCCACCCUGUUUGAUGAGGCUCUAAAUAGGGACUUGGCUCCGUUCAGAGUGUCUCAUCCUGAGGUGACCCUUCUGCAGUAUGUAGAUGACCUAGUAGCGGCUGAUUAUCAGGACACCUGUAUGGCAGGUACUAAAGACUUGUUGAGACUGUUACAGAAAUUGGGAUAUGGAGUGUCAGCCAAAAAGGCCCAGAUCUGUGCCUCCUGGGUCACUUAUCUUGGGUACAAAAUUGAUGGGGGCACCCAACAAUUGUUCCAGAGAUGAAAACUAGCUAUAUUACAGAUCCCAACACCCACCACAAAAAGACAGGUGCGUGAGUUCCUGGGAACUGCUGGCUACUGCCAACUCUGGAUUAUAGGGUUUGUGGAGAUCGCAAAGCCCCUAUAUGCAGCCACAGCCAGAGGGAACACACCCUUAGUAUGGACAGAAACCGAACAGAGGAUGUUUGAGACCUUAAAACAAGCCCUUGUUCAGGCACCAGCUUUGGCCCUACCAGACAUCAGAAAGCCUUUCCAGUUGUUCCUGGCUGAGAAAGACGGAGUGGCAAAAGGGGUCCUUACUCAAACUUUAGGACCCUGGAAAAGACCCAUGGCUUAUUUGUCUAAAAGACUUGAUCCUGUGGCCACUGGCUGGCCACCCUGUCUCAGAGCCAUCGCAGUGACACCCCUCCUCAUAAAGGAGCAGGACAAGUUAAGCUUGGGUCAGGGGCUCAUGAUUAGUGCACCUCAUGCAGUCUCCUCCAUGCUUCGAGGAGGCUCUGAGCCUUGGAUGUCAAAUGCUAGACUGACUCAAUAUCAGGUGCUCCUGAUUGACCAGCCCUGGAUCAAGUUCACAGAAGCCACUACCUUAAACCCUGCGACCCUGCUGCCAGCCUCAGACCCGACAACUCUGCUACAUGACUGCCAGGGACCCUCCAGGACAUAACCACGACCAGACCUGAUUUGUGGGAUGUGCCCCUGUAGGACCCUGAAGAAACAUUCUUCACGGAUGGGAGCAGCUUCGUCAAACAAGGAGUCAGCCUGGAGAUCUGGUACUGAUAAAGAGACAUUCGUCUAAGGCUCUGGAGCCACACUGGGAAGGACCUUUCCAGGUGAUCUUGACGACACCAUCUGCUGUAAAGGCCGCAGGGAAAACACUGUGGAUACAUCACUGCCACAUCAAAGCAGCUCCUGAGGACACCCUGGAGGACAAAUGGAGGAUCAUCAGUCAACCAGACGACGUCAAGAUAAGACUGGGAUGAGAAAAGAGAUUCUGAUGAUUUUGUUCUUGAUUAUUGUGACAGUUGUUUCCCCAACAGCCACCUCUCCUCCCAGGACUGCCAAAAAUCCCUAUAUCCCAAAAGUAAUAGAUUGGGAGUUGAGACAUUCUGAGGAAGGCACCAUUAUACAAAAGUUAACCCUUCUCAAAACAACCCAGUCGGUCUCUUUUAACACUACCCUUUGUGCCUUAUUUACCCGCUCCAUUCCGGGCACCCACCACUGGUGCCCAAGAUGAGAAGCCAUAUAUAUAAGACAAAGUGGGAAGUCCACUGGCCCACUACAGUUUUAUGCUUGUGGGGCUUAUAAUCUAGACACAAAUUGCAAAGGUGGGGAGACAGGCCAUUGUGCAGCUUGGGGUUGUGAGUUGGUCUCCCCUUGGAAAAAUGAUAUCUGGAUCACGAUCACCCACACCACUGCUAACCCAGGUAAUGAGGCUAAAUAUCCCAUUACCAUCAAAAUACUAGACCCAAAAAAGGUUAAUUGGCUAACAGGAAUGAUGUGGGCACUCCAGCUGUACGUUACAGGCAGGGACCCAGGAACCCUUUUCACCAUACAAAGAGGGGAGCCUUAUUUUCUGCGAAGGACUUCCCUGACCAGGUCUCCAGAUGUUCAGCCGGUAGGGCCAAGCACUGACAUAUUCAAACCCUACCCUAUAGAGACACCAGACCCCCUGAAACAAUCACAAAAAAACAUGACACAGACAAUCCCAAACCCCCUUAAUGACUAUGCUCUCCCUGGUUCACCAAGUGCUCAAUCAGACUGACCCUGACCUUGCCCGAGAUUGUGCUUAGACCCUACCCCCCCUUUCUACAUUGGCAUCGCCGUCCAGCACCCUGUAAAUGAGACUGGCUUCUGUUCCUGGGAAGCCCCCAAGGUAACUCUUGAAUCAAUACAAGGGAUGGGGACCUGUUUGGCUGGAUCGACUUUUGACCAGACCUCUGACUUAACAUCAAAUCUUAUCUGUAGUCUGUGGAUAACACCUGACUCAUCUAAAACUUAUUCUGCCCCUAACAAUACCUGGUGGGCUUAUAAUCUGGGACUGACUAAGUGUAUCAUAGGAAAUCAGUUUGAACACAACCACUCUAUUUGUUACCUGGUAAGCCUCAUGCCUCACGUGCUCUAUUUUGAUGGAACAGCGGGGCGGGACCACCUCUUGGGCUACUCUCAUAUAAGAUGAGCCGGUCCUGUGACUGUCCUCAUCCUGGCUUUACUCACAGCAGGUAUAGCAGGACCUCAGCCGUGGGGACCUCAGCUCUGAUUCUCCAAGAUUCGGCCUUCAAACAGCUCAGCCACUGAGUCUCCCAAGACAUAGGGUACUUAGAAGACUCCAUUUCUAAACUAGAAAAUCAGGGCCUAGAGGAAUCCCUAAGGAUGAAGCUGAAUCUUACCAAGGUAGUUAAUGGUUGUCGUCUAGGAAAAAUACAAAACCUGGGCAAAACAGGAGACCACACCAUGGACAUUCCAGGCUGCCUUCUGUACACCAAGACAGGCUCUGCACCACACCUGACCCAGCACACUCUACAUAAUAUCCAUGGGGUUCCUGCCAUGGCUCAGCUUACGCUCUCAUCCCUAGCAGAACAUCAUGAAGUCUUUGCAGAAUAUAAGAAAGGAGUUGGAAACUUUAUAGGCAUGCCAGAAUCGCUCCUAUACUGCUCCCUGCACGAUCCAGUCAGCCCCUGCCCCUCUGGUUAUGUAACAAAUAAGUCCGUGUCUGUGUGGGGUGGUGGAGGAAGAGUAGAAAUGACCGUUUCCAAGUUCAUGGCAAUUCAGCAGGCCCUGCAGCCAGACUGGUUCCAGUCCCUCUCAGAUGGAGAGGCAUCUUGUGAGGAAGCAAUUUCCAUAAAAAGAGCCAGAAAGUCCGUGGAUCGAACACUUCUGUUUCUGGACAGCUGUCUGCGACUACAAGAAGAAUCAGAGGUCCUUCAGAAAAGCUCGAUCAUUGGAGUGAUUGAAGGCGGAGAUGUGAUGGAGGAGCGGCUCAGGUCAGCUAGGGAGACAGCCAAGCGGCCUGUCAGUGGCUUCCUCCUGGACGGCUUUCAGGGGAAUCCAACAACCCUGGAGACCAGAUUGCAGUUGCUGUCAUUAGUCACUGCGGAGCUGCCCGAAGACAAACCAAGGCUCAUUUGUGGUGUUAGCCGGCCAGAUGAGGUGCUCGAGUGUAUUGAAAGAGGAGUGGACCUAUUUGAGAGUUUUUUUCCUUAUCUAGUGACAGAGCGAGGCUGUGCCCUGACAUUCAACUUUGACUACCAGCCGAACCCUGAAGAGACAUUAUUACAACAAAAUGGGAUACAAGAAGAAAUAAAAUAUGAGGAUCAAAUAAAGAAAAUUAAAACAACUGGUUGCAACCAAAAAAUGACAUCAUUUGAAAUUAAUCUGAAAGAAAAAAAGUACCGGGAGGACUUUAGCCCCCUGGUGAAAGAAUGUUCCUGUUACUGCUGUAAGAAUCACACUCGUGCCUACAUCCACCAUCUGCUGGUAACCAAUGAGCUGCUGGCUGGGGUCCUGCUUAUGAUACACAACUUUGAACACUAUUUUGGAUUUUUUCACUCCAUCCGGGAAGCACUAAAAAGUGACACACUGGCACAGUUGAAAGAGCUCAUUCGCAGGCAAGCAUCUGGAGAACUGGGAAAUACAAAUCUGACUCUGCAUUGAGCUUAUACCAUGGUUAUAACAUGGGAACAAAUGAAGAAGAAAUGAUCUUAGCUUUAUUUUUUUGUUGUUUGGGUUUUUGUUGUUCUUUUUGUUUUUUUUUUCUUUUUGAAACAGGGUCUCACUGUGUAGUUCCGGCUGGUCUUGAACUCACUAUGUAGCCCAGGGCACUCACAGUGAUCCUUCUGCCUCAGCUUUCCUGAGUGUUGGGAUUACAGGCAUGUGUCACUAUGCCCAGAAUGAUUUUAGCUUUAAACAUUUAUAUUUAAGGAUAAAAAUCUGCUAAAUUAAAGAAUAUCUGAAAAAUAUGAGUAAAGUAAAGAAUGGCUUUUUCAAACUGCCCACAUGAUAGUGAAGAGGUGUCUUCUAAAAACUUAAAUCGCCUAGCCAAGUUUGGUGACUUAUAUGCCUGUAAUUCCAGUAUUUAGGAGGCAGAGACAGGAUUGGAAGUUGAAGAGGCCUGCUUGGGCAUUUUAGUGAGAGUCUGUCCCAAAAUAAGUAAAAAGGAGGGCCGGGAAUUUACCCAGUUGCCCCACAACUGCCUGACAAGUGCAAGGUCCUGAGUUCAAUUUCUAGUACCCUCCCCCCCCCAAAAUAAAAAGGGCUGGUGAUGUAGCUCAGUGGUAGAGUCCUUGCCUAGAAUGUACAAGGCUCUGGGUUCAAUCUUUAGUACCACACAAAAAGUAAAAAGAAAGAAGAAAAGACUUAGGUGGCAUUUCUUACAUUGGUAAGAAAGGGUUGAACCGUGAUCUUCAAAAUGUCUAGGCUAAUUCUUAUUACAGUAGACCCUUGACUCAUAAACUCAAUUCGUUCAAGAGGUCUAGUUGUAAUUCAGGUUGGUCAAUUAAUGGCUCAGGCUCCUCUACACAGCCUUCAAAGUCUCUCUCCUGUAUAUAGGCAGAUCUCAGUAUCCUGAGAGAUGUUGGCCCGGGAUUUCUCAAUUAACCCCACACAGGAAAGGAUGUUGUAAUGUUCCUUUCAGAACUCUUUAAGGGUUAAAUCUGUAUCUGAGACCAUCUGGAAGCACAAGUGGCUGGCAUUUGGGCUGUAACUCAAGACUUUGUAAGUUAAAACUAAAACUCUGAUCAUAACCCAAGUUGUUCAUAUGUCAGGCUGGCCAUAACUCGAGGGUCCACUGUAGUUGACAGAAAUUCACCUGAUGGCUUUAGAUGGGAGGAGACACUCUUAAAAGGGGAGAUGAAAUUGUAGGGGCCACUGAAAGAUGAACUGGGACCUGCGGGGUGAUUACUUCAUAAGUAGUGUAACCUCUGUGGACACACAGCCUGUUAACUGGAGGAGGAAUCUGGCUGAUUUGAUGGUUUUCUUUAUUUUGACCGUCAUACUGUCAGGGGCCUCUCUUUGUCUUCCAAGUGCUCUGCUAGUGUAGUCACUCAGAAAGGGCUCAUGUGGCUUCACCACACUUGUGUCUUCUUGUGUGGACCUCACACAGCGCUCCUGUGAUCACAUGGCUCAGGUCACACCUUCAUUUGGCCACUUGAUCUGUUUGUGGCUUGUCUUCCUAGGGAGUGUACUUACCAGUUAGGAGCCCAGUGGUUGCACAGCUACUUUUAUCUAGUUGCACAAAUCCACCGUGGUCUUCCCUCCGGGGUCAUAAAUAAUCUAAGCUCGUAAUAACUGUAGCCCUAUCUCUUGUGGAGAUUCAUUCUUAUGUAUUCACUCGGAUGAGCCACCAAGCUGGCCAAUUAGAUGAUCAUUUUCAGCUGCUCAGUUGUGACGCAUGAAUGCAGCACUUAACCUCUCCAUUGCUUCCUCGUUAAUAAGUUGGGGCAGGCAGAGCGAUAGGACUAAAUAAACUUCUAAGAUUCUGCUGGCUUUAAAAUUUGAGAAACAAAAAGCUUUAGAUUAGAGUCUUAGCCACACUUGUCAUUCUUGUUUAUUAAUCACUAUUGGCCUGACUUAAAAAUUCACCAGUACCAGGAGUCAAGUAACAUAGUAAAUGUAUUUGAGAACUUAAAAAGAACUCCAGCCUGUGAAUUUUGAAGUGAUUAGUGAAUUGGCAUCAGAAAAUCCUUACACUAGAGUCAUCCUUGAUCAUAUGAUUUUGUCAUGGUGUUACCAAAGGAGUGACAUUUUUGUUGAUAGUAUGAUAGACAGGGAAUUUUUAUUUUCUUUGAACUUUUUUAUAUUUGUCAACUUUAAAGUAAGGAAUAUGUAUAAACAUAGGCACACACAUACUCUUUAUAAAAAUAAUAAUGGAACCAAAAUGAUGCCCCUUUUUUGUAUGGGUAAGAAGUACAUUUGUUUUACACUCAUGUUAUAUUUUGCUGUUUUUUAAAAAUUUAGUGGCCAUUACUGUUCAAUAAUUUUUUGUAGUUCUUAUAUGGCUAUUAUAUAUUUAUGUGUUGGGAGCCCAUCUAUGUUUCUUUCUUUAGUAAUAUAACUUUAGCAUGAAUGACAGUGGACACUUACAGAAGCCAGAGUUUCUGUUCUCAAGGAUAUGAUUGUCUUAAAAUAUGUUGUUUUUUACUUGUUCCUGUGUUCAUAUUCUUGUUCAAUGCCAAAACCCGUUGCUGAAGAAGUAUCAGUAUAUAUUCCAGAAUCUAUAAAAAAUUUAUGAGUUGUAUUUAUGUCGAAAACACUGAAAAUUCUGUUCAAUGUUGUUCACUUCCUUGGUUCUUUUUCUUAUUAGCACAUUUGAAAGAUUUCUUUAAUGCAAUAAAUCUAUUAAAGGUAA
Heterocephalus glaber (naked mole-rat) is the source of this 6696-nucleotide messenger RNA. Lineage: Eukaryota; Metazoa; Chordata; Mammalia; Rodentia; Bathyergidae. The record is from RefSeq and is a predicted model, not a curated record.